Corylus avellana is the source of this 504-nucleotide messenger RNA. RefSeq names its product WUSCHEL related homeobox 7 (gene WOX7). The record is from RefSeq and is a predicted model, not a curated record. NCBI's taxonomy places the organism in Eukaryota, Viridiplantae, Streptophyta, Magnoliopsida, Fagales, Betulaceae. Gene Ontology annotation, biological process: plant organ development. Gene Ontology annotation, molecular function: DNA-binding transcription factor activity; DNA binding.
AUGGACGAGGGAAUGUCAAUGUCAGGGUUUUGCGUGAAGGCAGCAAGUGUUCGUGGCGCAGGUGGUAAUGGAAGCACUGGAACAAAGUGUGGGCGUUGGACUCCGACUGCUGAGCAGGUUAAAGUUCUGACCGAACUGUUCAGGUCCGGACUUCGAACCCCGAGUACUGAUCAAAUUCAGAGAAUCUCCACUCAGCUCAGCUUUUAUGGAAAGAUCGAGAGUAAGAACGUUUUUUACUGGUUCCAGAACCAUAAAGCUCGGGAAAGACAGAAGCGCCGCAGAGUCUCCUCUGAUGACGACAAGAUUUCUUCUUCUGCAAAACAUUUUGCUGAGAUGAAUCGGGUUGUUUCGGAGCAUGAACGAGUGAUCGAGACCCUCCAACUUUUCCCAUUAAAUUCCUUCGAUCGCGAGUCGUCGGAUCAGAAGCUGAGACUGCGUGCAAACGAUCAGUGCAAGGAGACGGAACAACACCCACCGUUGGAUCUGCGUUUAAGCUUUCUGUAA